CAUCAGAGACUAGAUUGGAUCCAUUAACCAAUGAGGAUUUCACAAUGAAAAUAUCAGUAGAUGACAAUGUAGAUGCUUCUGAGAGCUUGAGUAUUUGUGAUUAUGAGGCAUUAAAAGCCAGCAGUGUUAUGAGUGCAAGCAACACAAACAACAGUCAUACAACUGAACAGACAAACGUGACUCAAGGAGCCAAAGUGAUUCCUACUAUCGAUAAUACAGCUGAGACAGACACUAUCAACUGUGAGCAAAAUGCUAGUUCUCGGAAUGUGCAAGCAAGAGAAGACAUGCCAGUAAAUAUCCCAAAUAUGAACCAAUCAUGUCUUGAAAUUUCUACCAACACAUCUAAUUGCAGCAGUGUUUUGAGUACUGAUACAGACGCAACAUCAGAUUCAAAGCAGUGUGGUCUAGAGACUUUGAAAUGUGCAUCAAAUAAUGUUGUAGAUCUUACUGUUGAUGAUCCAGUGUUGAAUGGCAAAUGUGAGAUUUCUUUAGAGAAUAUAAAGAGCAGCAACACCAAUUCGCUUGGUUCAACCAAAUCACUAAAUACUAACAUAAUCAAAGACAGAUGUGAUUUAUCAAGGCCAGAGCCAAACAAAAAAGAUGAUGCAAACUCACCAGAAACCCAGCUUAUUUCUAAACUAAGAGAUUAUUUGACCAAAUUUGAGUCCACUGUCAAGAAACAAGAAGCAGUGAAUGAAGAUCUGAAGGAAAGACCAGUGGUGUGGAUAACACUUGACAGCACGGCACAUAAACAGCAGUUGUUUGAACAAGGCCAGUACUGUAUGGUGAAUCUUCCCUGCCUGAUGCCUCCCGGGUGCGACGCUGUUACGCAAGACUACCCCAGUGAAUGCACUGAAACCCCUGUUCAAACCAGGAGGGCUCCUCGGGGGGAACAUGCUCAAACUGGAGCUGAUGUUUGCCUGCUAGUGCCUGUUGAGUCUAAGAGAGGCAGACGAUUUUCCCAUACCAAACGCACUAGAAGAUCAAGAAGGAGCUCAGUUAUUAGUGUCAGUCCUGACAGUACCAGUGCAUUAGACAACGUCAAAGAUAAUUCGAUUCCCCUGGUCCAAGUGAACGACCUGAACACUGGUACCCCAGAAAUCUCCAUCAAUAACACCCCAGAUGCCCAGUUCCAGAUGCAAAGAGCGAGCACAACUGGCCGACAAAAUCCCUCCGAGAAUUUGGAUAGUUUAUGUGAACGAAAGAGUCAAGAAAAUCAGUCUUUGACCACGAUAGAAAUCAUUGACGAUGGCGAUGUAAGCAGUACAUUCGCGGACAAUGAAUACAGCAUCAGUGACAUUUCAAACACUCUUAAACUGGCUGACAAGACAACCUCGUUAACCGAACUUGGAUCUUUGCAGUCUAAAUGCAAAAACAUGUUGCAGUAUUUCAUCUCUAGUUUUGAACGAGAUCAGAAAGUGCCCUUCGACCAGUCUUUCGUUUCAAGAUGCCUCAUCUUAGAGCAAUAUUUGGACCAUCCACCUGCACAAGUAGACCUGAAGUAUGAAGCAGUGAACUCUUACUUGGAGUUGCAGAUGAUGAUGGAAGCUUGGCAGUUUGUAGAAAACAAAAUGAACUUCUUCCGAGGUAAACCUACAUUUAGGAGUUUGCUUUGGUACGAUCCCUCUCUUUACGGAGAGCUCUACAAGGGGGAGGUUGGCUUUCAGCAACAGUCGUCCUUGUUCGUUUCUUUCCAAAAUAUCCUGGCACAAGAGGGCUACAGCAAACUGCAGGAAUACUACAGUGCCGUGUCCUUGUUGCACCAACAGCUCCAUGCGGCGCCUGAUGCCUCUUACUACAUGUAUCUGAAGAGCAAGCGUGAGCUCCUCGAGGCUGAGGCCGCUCUCAGGAAUCCCCACGAUAUUAAAAGCUUCUUUUUAUCUGUACCAAUUGCUGCGAUGAUCAACUUCGGAGACAAUUUGGAAAGACUGGAAAAGGUCCACAAAGUCAUAAUGACUUUUGUGGAAACACCAUCAGAUCAGUUGCCUGGGACAUUUGAUGUGGGCAAAGCAGAGCAUCUGUCCAUCGCAUGCAGAUAUCUUCAAGAAAAAGCUCUUUUCAUGAAAUCAUGCAAGGAAGUGAUUAGCAAAAUAUCAUGGUUUGGGAUUGAACACCUUCUUUAUGACGCCUCUAAGGUUCUCGUGUGGCAAGACAUGGGUCAUGGUGCACCGAGUGAGGCUCUCAAGACAUAUAAGAAUUCAAACCCGCAGAUUAUUUUUGGGGUGACGGAGUCAGGUGUUACUCUCGUGAACAAAGUGGACCAGCCUCCUCCGGCCAUGGAUGGAGCAGAGACGAGACAUAAGAGUGAUGCUGCACGGAAACGCAAAUGUUUACAGUUAUGGAUGUCCUCUCAACCCAGUGAUGCACAGAGUAGAAAUGUUGACAAGGAGGUGACUUACAACAUGGCCAAAAGGAGGGCAACUCAUCCACCCGUCACACAAUGUAACAUGCAUAAUAAAGGUGUGAACCCCCAUUUCCAAACAACUCCUGCAACCCACGUUGGGAUCCCGAGGCCUUACUACACUCUUCCUCACAGAGUGGACCCGGGCCAAUGGGGAAAGGUUGGAAACACGGCUGCGGACUGGACUAUGUCUGCACCUUCCACGUCUCAUGCACACUCAGACAUAAAUCCUCAUCUUCUGUCUAAAAGACGAGUGACUUUAUCACACUCUGAUGAGAGAUCUUUAGCAGACGUACAAAGAGCGCAAUGGCCUUUAGUCUCGGCUCCCCAAGCAACUUUACGAGGAGAUUCUUGUGUCACACAUCCAGCGUUUGAUAGUGCUACAUAUCUAAAAAAUAACACUGAAGCACAUCGUCCUGUGCUCACACAAGAACAAGGGAACCAGUUCAAUUUAGCCAUGACACAACCUUAUAAUUUAGCCAACUGUCCUCUGAAUGUGAAUAUGGUUCCUCCUCCUGCUCCUCACUCUUUGACACGUGUGCCUGUGCCCAGCAGGAUUCCAGCCAUUCAUUACCCAUACUUCCUUCUAAACGGACAAACAUACACCACAGGCUCCACUGCAGCCGUUCACCCUGAGACUAGAUAUUAUCCCAACACCAUGGGCUGAUGAACUACAAGAUACCAGAGAAUGACAUGCAUAUGCAUUUUUGUUGUAUUUACUAUUUUAUUUACAGCGAAAUUACAUGAAAAAGAACUGGUUUUACAUCAUACAACUAAAAAUGCUAUUGAUGCAUACGUGCACUUGGUACUUUUAAGCAAAGGUACUUUAAUGUGACUUUAUAUAAUAUAACAUACAUGUUCAGGUAAAACCAUCCUUGUUGGCUACUGUAUAAUAUAACAGUGUUUUGUACAAAGAGUUCAGUUACUUUAUUUAUUGAUUCAACUUUUUUUUCUAAGACAAUUUAACGUAAAUAAAGAUAUGAUUUGAUAAUUCUA
This is a messenger RNA of Rhinichthys klamathensis goyatoka, 3397 nucleotides long. RefSeq lists its product as uncharacterized. The transcript has 3 exons. The record is from RefSeq and is a predicted model, not a curated record. Gene Ontology annotation, cellular component: nucleus. NCBI's taxonomy places the organism in Eukaryota, Metazoa, Chordata, Actinopteri, Cypriniformes, Leuciscidae. Gene Ontology annotation, biological process: regulation of double-strand break repair via homologous recombination; homologous chromosome pairing at meiosis; synaptonemal complex assembly. Bases 45 to 3068 code for a protein of 1007 amino acids.